Camelina sativa (false flax) is the source of this 959-nucleotide messenger RNA. Its product is annotated as kunitz trypsin inhibitor 2. Gene Ontology annotation, molecular function: endopeptidase inhibitor activity. Lineage: Eukaryota; Viridiplantae; Streptophyta; Magnoliopsida; Brassicales; Brassicaceae. The record is from RefSeq and is a predicted model, not a curated record.
UUUCCUCUCCACAACUCAUCUCACUCAAAAAAAAAAAAUGAAGAAACCUUCACUGCUCUCUUUUCUCUUCACUCUCAUAUUGGUUGCAGCUGCAGUCUGCAUCCAAGGUGAACGGGUGACGGACACCUACGGAUUUCCACUUAGUCCUGGUGAACAAUACUUCAUCCAGCCGGUGAAGACAUGGCGUAACAACGGAGGUGGUCUUGUCCCAGCCGCCAUUACAUUUCCCUUCUGUCCACUUGGCAUCACCCAAACACUCCUUCCGUACCAGCCGGGCCUACCGGUUAGCUUCUCAUAUAAACAGAGGAGGCCGAAUCCCCCCUGGCCCAUACCACCCGUUAACAUUCCAACAUCUUACGCUUUAAAUAUCAAGUUCGAGUCCAACAUAUGGCCGUUCUGCAACGAGUUUUCCACGUUGUGGAAAUUCGAUGAUUCCUCCUCGGCUCCAAAGGAGCCUCCGAUUCUCAUUGGUGGCACCCGUCAAGAACAAAAUAGCAUUUUUAUGAUUGAGAGUGCCGGAGAAGGAGAAAACACUUACAAGUUGACCACCUUUGCCGGAACCGUUGGAGCCAUACCAGGGGUUUGGUUUAAAGCACCACAACUAGUUCUCACGAAUGAUACGGCUAAGACCUUAGUCGUCAAAUUCAAAAGGGUUAUUGAUCCUACUACGGCUGCUACUUCUAUUUCUCGGGCUGAGAAGCAAGGUCUAAGGAUGUUCCCAUUUUACUAGUCAACUAGUAAAAAUCAUGUAGCCUGAAACUCGUCCAUGCCCAAAAAUAUAAUGGGUUGAGAAAAUACCCGUACGCAUGUUCUUAUCUUUCAUAAAUAAAAUAACCUAGGUAACAAUCCAUACUAUGUGCGGAAUAAAUCGAUUUAAAGAAAAUUAUUAUAAGUAAAAUUAUUAAUCUAGAACCAAUAUUUGUGUGUGUUAAACAUAAUAUGUAACUAAAGUUUUUUUA